AUGUCUUCCGAUGGGAUAAGCGUCUUCUUGGAGCGAUUCAGGUCAAGCGGUGCCUACAAGGUGGUACGGCCUACCAAACUCGUUGAUGAAUCCGGAGUGACCCUAUCACCAUCACGUGAUUCCACCCCCAGCGACAUUCAGCAACUGCCACCUCUCUCUCUUUCUCUCUCGGGCAUGACUCAACGCACUCCACGGCCUCGUGUCCGGCUGCCGCCGCCGCCGCCGCCACCACCACCAUCAAAAGGGCUUAAUCUGAGGCAGCAGUGUUUAUGCGUGCCCACAAGGAACAGAUGCCUGAACAGGAGUCCGUCUUUUUGGUCUGCUGUUUUUGAAGGUGAGUGUUCCUUACGGUCGGGUUGCUGGAGGAGGCCGUGGCUUCGUUUCCCAGAAUGCUCGACGAGUUAGCAGCGGUGAAGUCACAAACUGGUUGGUAACGCUGCUUGGGCACAGUUUUGACUUACAGUGAGCUGCCCGAAGCUCCACCUUUAACUGCCAGUAAAAUAAUAACUGGAUUGUGACGAGCGGCGUGAAGGGGCAUUUAUAAAUCAAAUCCUCUUCCCCUAUUCAAGUCACCGAAUUAUGCCUGAAAAAGAAACAACUUUCCAAAGCUGUGCACGCUUGGGCCACGUCUCGUAAAACAGCAAAACAACGAUAACUUUCAUAAAGGGGAAUGUCAGAGGCUGGUCGACAAGUGUCGAGGAAACUGAGAUGCUGGCUGUUUCAGGCAUCAUUUAUGCUGAGACACCAACUGGGACGAUCUGUGCCCUUGCAAGACAGACUAACCUGUUCUGUGAAGCCCGGGAGAAUCCGUUUUCCCGUUAGAAGGGCGCGAAAGCGUGACAGGCGCGCGUACUAGUGGAAGUGUCCAUCAGCCAGGUUGUCCAGUGUCGACAUCCGUGAUUGGUCGAUGCACAUGAAUUCACCCCUGCCUUCACGCGCGCUAGGUGGCGCCGGUGAGGGCGGCACGAGCUCACGAAAUCGUUCGUCAUGACGUGGCCGCUAGGACGGAGGACCGGGAGCACGAGACAUAAGCAUGAGCGUGAGACAUGUCCGGUUUCGGGCACUCGCUAUAGACGAAAGUUCCGACGAUGGUGGCGGCGGCGGCGGCGGCGGCGGCACGGAGUACGGGUGACACAAGAUGACGAAAUCAUUCGUCAGGACCACAUGAGAGGACGAACUGGAACACAAGCUUGACACCGUGAUUUUACUCUGUCAACUGGUCAGCUCUUAUGCAGACUAAAAGCGACCAGAAAAUUGUUCUCAGUAGAGGAGGGUUGAGACUCUACAAGGUUGACUAAACGCACGGAAAACGUACCCAAUUUGUAAACAAAAGGAGCUAGUAAUUCUAUCUUUGGGAAGACGAAAUAUGAGAGAAAGAUUGGACGCAUGUAGUUGGUGAGGUCGAAUAAAAGUGCAUUCCUGCGUCAGGUGGCAGAUCGGAUAGUUGGACUGCUCCGAGUGACAAGUUCAACCACCCCCUCAAAAGAUGAGCACAGUCGUGACUUGCGCUAAAUUUACCGCACUCCCUCCUUCCACAACCACCGUGUUCCGAUGAUGAGACGAGGUCUAGGCGACCUGCGGUGAGCGUAGGCGCAGUGGUUGAAAAGUUCAGCAGACCUUCAUGCCUGCCGCAUAUGAACUGGUCCAUAACGCCACAACUGCCAGGCUUCAUUCAGGGGUCCUAGCUCUCACAUACUUGGCAGUGCCAUAAAGGUCAUAUAGUGAAGGAUCCAGUGCAAAUUGACCCUCAAUCCUGAGUUAAACCCAUUUAUCUCGUGGGUUAGCCAUCUGUCAGGCCCCAACUAAUAAUAAGUAGUACUAAAGCCUUCCUCUUACUGCGUGAGUUCGAAUCCCACCGAGGCGCCGAGUUUUUCACAGUUGGAUCAAUAUGAAUUAUUCAAAAUCUGCCAAAAUAUCUAUGAAUUACGUGAGCCUGGUAGUCAUCUGGUGGAUGCUAGGUGAAUUACUUAGGAAAUCCUUCUUGGACAGUCAUCUUACUGUAUCAGAUUUGGUGGAUUCCAGACGUUGCAGUAGGUUGGGCGGGUAUCUUGACCCCAAUGUGGUUGAACUUGCGUCGUCCGGCGGGGUCUCGUAGCUCAAGUGAUUAGAGCGUUGGCUGUACUAAAGCCGUCCCCUUACUGCGUGAGUUCGAAUCUCACCGAGGACAGGACUUUAACCUGUAUGAUAGGCUGAGCCGCGCCAGACUUACUGUGGUGAGAAAUGCGCUGAUUUUCCGUGAGGAUGAAUCCCACAUUAAUAUCGACCUCGCUCGCUAUUGUCUCGCCCAUGCACUGAUUUGCUGUCCGAGCCUGCUGACCAGUUGGUGAUGAGGCUAGGCUGGGUGUCCGACGCGGCGUGUCACGCGCAGGUCCGACAGUAGUUAGUUACGGCAGUGCUGCUGACUGCAAUGUGCCAAUGUAUCCCUGGCUUUUGUCUGUAAGAGUGUAGCGAGUUGACAGCUCGAGAUUCCCAAAUAAAAAGUCAAGGAAGACAAAAUUUGGACAGCCAUCACAGUGGUUUUCAGUCCGCGCGUCGAUUUUUACGAUGUCCACCGUGUGCUCCACAGCAGGGUGAAAGCGGGCACGGCCACGAUCGCGUGAAUUAGUUUAUAAUAGGAGUGGACUUGCGCUGCAUCUACCGCACUCUCUUCUCCUCCCCACCUGGGCCCGGUGUCAACAGGGAGUCAACAAGACUGCAGGUGACUGGCACGAAGAAACUCGCACCUGGGCGCACCACCGCACCCCCUGCCAACAACAAACACUUCUCGUGACCCCAAACCAUUACUCAAACUCCGUUAUUUCUGAAAAUUUGCUUUCUGCCUACUUUUUAAUGAACGCGCUCAUUUCCGUUGCAAUACGAAAGCGUACGAUAAGACUUUCUGCAAAAAAUGCAAAUAACCUCUGUGUUUUCUUGCAUUUCGUCAGUCCACUCUCUAGCGUGCUGGUCCACCCACGAAACCCCCUUUAUCGCCAUUCCCUUAUGACACGAUGCACCCUACCGCCGUCUCCCGUCGUGUCGUCAGUAUAUAUUCCCAAUCGCAACCGACAAGACAAGGUGCCCGUGAUUUAAUUAUAGGACCCUUAAUCGGAGAUUCUCGCGUAGGGAUGCGAUACAACUGCAUGGUCUUAGAAUUAACAAUAUCCCAUGACCAAAUAAUCUGAGAUCGAAUCCCAAGCCCUGCAAAUAUAGAAUUGAGUAUGGCAGCCCGAUGACGGCUAAUGGACCUUGUCUUUGUCGAUACGCUUUUCUGCAUGAUUAUCAUUUGCUAUGCUAACGUCUGCGGGGGUUCUAGAUUGAGCCCCAAGGCGCAACGGGACGAGUACAUCCCAGGACCUGGCCGGCGGACACACUCCUGACGACAGUCAAAGAAGAUCUUGCCGUGAAAAUUACAACGCCUAUUUAAAAUUAUCUUCUUGAAGGCAACUUUGAUAGUGGAGGUAAAAACGACCUCCGAAAUUCUAAAAGGACAUUGGGCCAAACGAUUGCCUCCUCCUCCUCCUCCUCCUCCUCCUCCUCCUCCUCCUCCCCACCUCUAUCCAUGUUAACAUUUUCACUAUCGUUAUUAUUAGUUUUGUUAUUCUGUGUCAUUCCCUAAAAACGUCAGUGGCUCGAGUGCCUUCAUUUCGAGCGAGGAUUUCACACCGCAAGAUAUAGGGGCCAGGCGCCUAAAUAAGAUUAAAGGAAUCCAACAGUGAACUGGCAGCGAGAACUUUGUGGUAUUCUACAUGGAGGUCACAAAUUCCCGAAAGCCCCAGCCUGCCUAGCACCCUGAUUGACGGACACACAGCCAGGCAACGGAUGGCAGAAAACGAAGGCACACUUUUUGGAGCCGAACUGCAAAGUACGGAGUCUCGCACUUGAAAAAAAGAGCUAUCGUGACUCACCAAAGACGGUUCGACGUGGGUUGGACUCCGUUGCGUGAUUGCCACCGUCCCAGAUAUCGCCCGGCUGUAGAGCACGCUGUGUGCCUCGUCUGAAACGAUGGUCUAACUGUUAUACUGAGAGCUCUUCCACGGUAUUCAGACUGCGAUAGCCAGCAUUACACAUGCUUGCCGCGAGCUGUGAUAUACGACGUCGGAGAUAAGUUUAAAGGUCAUUAUGCUGGAUUCGUGGCUACCCGAGUUAAAAAAAGUAGCAAGUUUAACAUAUUAACAGCACAGGUACUAGCCAAAAGCCCAUACACGCGUGUUUCGCCUAUAUUCCGCCGCUGCACGGCGCAUCUGCGAGGGGUUCGGCUCUUCAGUGGGUUCCCCCACGCGGUCACCCGCUUUGGCGGAUGGAUUUCGGCCCAAAUAUUCAUACAUAAACUUCUCGGUCUGAGAAUAUACACCUUGAAUAAACUUAUCUACUCCAAGUUCGUAGAUAAUUUCAGAGGAUAGUAAAAAGCGACAGCAGCAAGUUUUACAAAAACUAUGAUAUAUUGCGUGCUUUCUGAUGUGUGGGUCUGCAAAGGCUCCAAAUCCACAGCCACAUCAGAACCCACAACAUCUGAAUUAUAGAAGUCAAGCAUAAAUUUUGGCUGGCAAGUAAACGUGCCCGACAACUUCGUUUUAUCUCUACACACUCAUUUGUCCUCUGGCCACAUUUUCACCCCCUUUUCGUUAGCCUACUUGUUCCAAGCUCUAGUUUAUUGCUGAAGAAGUCCGGAAAGCUGAGUAAUUUUGCCAGCCAACGUCCUCCUGUUCGCCUGCGAGUGGAAAAUAACCGUCCUGGAAGCAGUUUGCUUGAUGAGUCAUUCCCGCGCGGAGAAGAGUGAUUUACGCAUUCGGCAGGGAGCGCCACUGGGAACAAAAUGCGCAGUACUGAUUGUAACGACGGGACUUCAAGGUCGUCUCAUGAAUACAGCACAGGAGAGUCUACGUACCCUGUUGGCAGCACAGCUAAACGACCUUGGAGUUCAAUCGCUUCCGCUGCCUUCCGAAGCCAUGUUUAAAUACGUGUAGGGAGAGGACGCCUUUCCAGUCAGCCCACGAAUACCGAAGGCUAGCCGGGGUAGAAAAAAAUCCGAUGGGCAAGGUCGAAAACGCAAUGAAAGCUAUAGAGGUAAACAUGAAAAAUGCGUACCCACUAAAUUUGCCGGCGAACGUAUUUUGAACGUUUUUUUGGCGUGUAAUUCUGGUGAGCCAGUACAGUGUAGGUCUACGUACUUUUCCAUUUAUGUUUUCGCUUUCCCUUAUACGCCUUAACUUCUCAACACCCGUAUUUGAAUGUGCUAGAAUACUCAGAUGCACUUUGUCGUGCGUGGAUUCAUCCGAAUAGCUAGCAUUAUUAACGGGCUUAGCUUGGAACUUUCUGGAAUUACACGGAGGAGCUUUGCUUUAUAUAACGACUUAGCACCUGAGAGGACUUUACUUUUAAGGAGUUUGUACAACAAUUUACGUUCAUCUUUUUUCCCAUUCGUUUAUCUCUGUCAUUAUUCGUAGGUUAAACGCCACAUAACUCCAUUUGCAGCUAAGCUUUUGUUGCUUAGAAUAUCUCUGUGGAUUUAAUCAUUGUUUACACUUCAACAGUAACAAAACAGGGACAGGGGAUCUGAAUGCUGUGAGCUAUAAUUUACGUGUCUGUUUCUUUUCCCGCAAGGUGGUGAAAGGGGAGAAUAUAACAAUAUAACAUGAGGAAUGGAAUCGACAAAUGCGUCUAGAAACGGAGAAAAUACAGCCACACGAGCCCCGGAACAAUCGGAUGAAUUUUUUGAGCAUAAGAACCGACUCAAAUGGGAGGACUCGAAUGCCUUACCCGCGGCGAACUUGCGCGUAUUCCCGGCAAACUCUCUCUUCCCUACUGUUGGGAGCAAAGACCGACGGCCGUUAUCGGCCACACCGAAGUUUAUUUAUUAAUUUACAUGCUUCUGUGGGGCGGGAUACAUUGGAUGCAAAAUGAGGCGUCAGGAAAAGAGGGUACUCGAACACGUCUGUCUGGUUGAGGGGAAAAUCGAUCGAUCUCAAGUUCGGUUCUCGCACACCUAAUCGACACGAACCACCAGUUUGACGCAGAGAAGUCCUUCAAGUCAUCUAUCGGGCGCCAGCACGCAACAACCGAGGCAGUGGCUAUUCGGUUAGCGAAUCCAAGGUUCUCUUCUCAGAAGACGUUGAGAUACAGUCUGUCUUCCCUGACCGGCUCCAGGUUGUGAUCGCACGCCGCCCGAACGCCCUGAAGACAGUCACGCGCGCUCCGUGACAGACAGCACUCACACCCUACCUCCGAAACCUCCCUCCCUCUCUCCCCUCCCUCCCCCUGCCCAGCUCCAACGUUCUCAACACGCUGACUUCGUCAUGCAGGCGUGGGAACAGAGUAUGACUAGCCCUGAACCUCCCCCCCCCCCCGGAACAUAAAUCCCGUCCGUAGCUCAAAAGUUCAUCACCCAUGUAAUUGUAGUGGCCCGAUUAUGAAUCACAAAAUCUUCAUCAGGCCAAAACAGUUACUUAGACGUUGAAAAUAUGCGGACUUCACAGGGUUUAUAAGUGACUCAGGGGCUAUUAAUGCUCAUCGUUCCCACGCUACCUGCAUGGCGAGGUCGGUGUGUUAUGGUCAUUGGGUCAAGGGGGUGUGGGGGAGGGGUGACAGAGGCUGUGAGUGAUGUUUGUAUGUCGGGUACCUUGAGCACACGCCACUGUCAUCAGGAGGUUGGGGCGACGUUGGGGUCGGCGUUGGCCACGGAAGACAGAGCACCUGCGUCAACGUAUUCUGACAACAUAGCACUGGAUUGGCUAGCCGUAUAGCCACUGCCUCGGCUGUAGCUAGCACCCGUUGGUGUAGACCUCUGAAGAAGCUUGCUGGUGUCCGGUAGACAACCGCGGUUGUCAUCAUCCCGAGGGAGAUGAUAGAAGCGAACAGGCGAGUUCCAGGAAGCAGUUCAGAAGAUAAAGAUGCGAUCACUGGAACAAGAAAUUUAUUGGCCUGACGUUUCGGAUUCUCACUCGAAUCCAUCAUCAGAGGCAUUCGCAGUUAAAGGUGGUGGUGGCACAAAGAGUGCAGUAUUAAUAGCGCGUGGCUGCCGUGGGACCAUAUGCGACACUGUAAUUAACAGCUCUCGCAAUCACCGCUGGGGUCGUAGUUGAUGCGGUGGUGGUUUGUCAGUCCGAGUCCGAAUCGUUAAUGGCCGUGAUUUCGUCAUCCGUGCUGGGUGCUGGUGUGACGAUGGCUCGGUAAAUUAGCUCACUGUCACUGUGAUUAUUGCUCGCCCGCGCCCUCCCCACGUGACUGAUUCCCCUGCCCAGGGAAAAUCUCAGCACGGAAUAUGGUACCGGUAGGUCAUUGUGAUUGUUGAUGGAUUGCGGCCUUGAGAACCAUGACUUGAGCAGCUCGCGGCUCACGCAGUUGUCACCCCUUGCGAGGAUUUCGGCCUCUUGAAAUUUGAAAAUAUGGCCGGGUCCCGUCGAGUGUGCCGCCACCUGAGAGCUAGCGUCUCCCCGCCUCACUGCUGCUUCGUGCUCGGCAAUUCAUGUACGGAGUAAUCUCCCAGUUUCUCCGACGUAGUUGCUUUGUCCGCAACUACACCAGAUCCGGUAAACGACUCCAGACGUUUCCUGCCGUGGCAGCGGGUCUUUUAGCCUCAUGACUUGGCGCCUAAUGGUAGCUUCCAGCCUGUGUGCAACCCCAAUUCCAAGUGGAGCGAGAAGACCACUGACGGCUCCCGAGACGUUCUUAACGUACGGAAGAGCCCGCCAAAAUUUGGGGUCGGUUGGAUUUGGUCUCUGAUGUCCUUUUCGUAUGCACUGGUUGACAAAGUUGCGCGGGUAACCACUGGCUCUCAUUACCCGUCGAAGAUAUUGUAGUUCCGCAACCUUGUCUUUCAUUUCACUGCAGUGCGUCUCAACGCGCGGAUAUAGCGCCCUUACGCAACUGCGUUUGUGACCGAUCGGGUGAUUGCUAUUGAAGUUCAGUAUUUGCGUCGUAUUUGUCGCUUUCCUGAACACUUUGGUUUUUAGGUCAUCACAAUCUUUACGGCAGACGAGGACAUCCAGGAAGGCCAGCUAGUUAUUUUCCUCCUCCUCCAUCGUAAAUUGAAUGUCCGGGAAGACGGCGUUGAUAUGUUCUUUAAAUGUCAGCACCUGGUCCCGUUGGAUGACGACGAAGCUGUCAUCCACAUACCAAGCCAGAAUUUCGGUCUGUGCUGUCGGAAAACCAGCGACUCCAGCCGUUGUAGGACCGCCUCGGCUAUGAGUCCCGAAAUCGGCGAACCCAUUGGCGUUCCCUUCACCUGCUCGUAG
Spirometra erinaceieuropaei is the source of this 8210-nucleotide messenger RNA. Lineage: Eukaryota; Metazoa; Platyhelminthes; Cestoda; Diphyllobothriidea; Diphyllobothriidae. The record is from the annotation of a GenBank genome assembly.